Molecule: messenger RNA, 4284 nt
Organism: Aspergillus japonicus CBS 114.51
Lineage: Eukaryota; Fungi; Ascomycota; Eurotiomycetes; Eurotiales; Aspergillaceae
Product: multidrug resistance protein MDR
Exons: 8
Coding region: 34-4284 (1416 amino acids)
Biological process (GO): transmembrane transport
Cellular component (GO): membrane
Molecular function (GO): ATP binding; ABC-type transporter activity; ATP hydrolysis activity
Source: RefSeq, a predicted model, not a curated record
CCACAACCUGUCUCAGUGUUGACUCCCGAACCAAUGGAGAAUAUUCACACCUGUGGAGAUAAUGAGUUCGGUCCGCAAGCCGGCCACGGUUGUCGCGGCGGAUUUGACUUCACCCUGCUCUUUGAAGAAUGUUUCUUCUCAAUCGCGCCCUCAGUCCUGCUCUUGCUCAUUCUUCCCGUUCGUUGGAAACAGCUGCGACCUGGGCGGAUUCGGAAGGUCUCGCAAAGUGGGCUCUACUGGGCCAAGUUGGGCCUCGGACAAGCAUUUGGGGCAACUCAACUAGCGUUGCUGAUUGUUUGGCUCUUGCCUCAUGCACCACGAACACAAGCUUCCCUACCAGCUGCGGCUUUGUCUUUCGCGGCCUCACUUGGUCUAUUGCUACUGUCGCAUUGGGAACAUCUGUUCUGUAUUCAUCCUUCCCACAUUCUUAACCUUGCUUUAUCUGUGUCACUUUUUCUCGACGCGGUGCGCGCCAGAAGCCUAUGGCUUGCGUUUAAUACCACCAUUGCGGGACUCUACUCAGCAAGUAUUGCGAUCAAGGUCGUCUGGUUUUACCUGGAGUCCCACUCAAAGCGUGGGCUUCUGAAGAAUACUCAAGUUCAGUACGGCAAUGAGGAAGUUACUGGUCUCUACAGUCGCGUCUUUUUCUGGUGGGCAAACCCCUACCUCUUUCUGGGAUUCAAGUCUCUUUUUUCUAUUGACGAUCUGCCGCAUCUUGACCAAAGCCUAUCUGCCCAUGUGCUGCAUGAGCGUUUGCGUGACUCAUGGAACCGAGCGUCAAAAUCUUCACACAAUGCUUUGGCUUACUGCUCUAUGUACACCUUCAAGUCCUCGAUAGUCUGUUCCUUCAUGGAGAGAAUAGCAGUUAUCGGACUCAGCUACUCGCAGCCGUUUCUGAUCACGGCAUUAACUGACUAUGUCGAGGAAACCAAGCCUGACCGGAACAAGGGAUAUGGCCUGAUAGGUGCAUUUGGACUUGUCUUCUUGCUCAAAGGGAUCUUCAACUGUCUCUAUCAGCAUCACAACUACCGCCUGAUGACCAAAGUCAGAGGCGCACUAGUGUCUUUAAUCUAUCAGAAGACCCUGACUCUGCAGUUUGAUGAGAACAGCGACUCGACCGCCUUAACUCUGAUGAGCAAUGACAUCGACAAUAUCGCGUUCGGACUCCAAAACAUGCAUGAAGUGUGGGCAAGCCCCGUGGAAACCGGCAUUGCACUGUACCUGUUACAGCGGAAAGUCUCGUGGGUGGCGGCCGUUCCAGCCUUUAUUUCACUCGUGGCCAUGUCAUCUACGCACCUUCUUUCCAGUUCAAUGCCCAGUCGGCAGAAAGCAUGGAUGCAGGCAGUACAGCAGAGAGUGGCGUUCGCAUCUAGCUAUCUGAAUUCCUUUGCCGCGAUUAAGAUGCUGAAUCUGCAUUCUCGCUUGGGACUGAUCAUGCAGCAGUUACGGAUCGAUGAGUUGAACAGAGGGACGAAGUUUCGCCAUGUUAUGGUUAAAAUGAACUUGCUUGGUGGUGCAAUUGAAAACUUGAGCCCGGUACUUACAUUGAGUAUCUAUGCGGCCAUCGCCCUGCAUACGGGUCGAGUCCCCUUGGAUAUGGCUGCGACUUUCACAACCCUCUCCAUUAUUUCUCUAUGGAGCACUCCGCUUUCAAACCUUGUUUACUCAGGACCCCGAGUGGCAGGAGCCCUGGAAAGCACCCAGAGGAUCCAAGCCUAUCUUACAGCAGAUACAAACCUGAACGUCGUAAUGACUGAAACUGCAGGAACCAUUGAGCUCUUUCCAAGUACAAGCAAAGUCGAGACGAUCGGCGUUUCCACGGCUGAUCUGGUUCAUGCGUCUGACGCGGACUUCGGCUGGACAAGCACAUCAGACCCUACACUGUCGAAUGUGAACAUCAAGAUUCCUCCUUCCUCCUUGACAAUGGUCGCUGGACCAGUUGGCUCGGGUAAAAGCACCCUACUGAAAGCAUGUCUGGGCGAAGUGCCUUGUCUCAAAGGCUCUAUCCAUAUCAACGUUUCCAACGUCGCGUAUUGCGGUACGAAGGCAUGGAUCCGUAAUCGCUCGAUUCGGGAUAACAUCUGCCACCCCCUCCCGUAUGAAGAGGAGUGGUACCGCACUGUCCUUCAUGCAACAGCUCUCGAUCACGACAUUGAUACCCUACCUGAGAAAGACCUCACGGUCAUUGGCAGCAACGGCAUCUCAAUGAGUGGUGGACAACGGCAGCGAGUUGCCAUUGCUCGUGCAGUGUAUGCGCGGACAAAGCUAGCCAUCUUUGAUGAUGCGUUGAGUGCCCUGGAUGCUACCACCGCUGCUCAGGUCUUUGCCCGCGUAUUUGACUCUCAGGGUAUCUUACGUCGUAAUGGGGCUGCAGUAAUACUGGCGACACAUGAGUGGAGUCAUCUAGCUCAUGCUGAUCACGUAAUUCACAUGGACCAAGGGAGAAUUGUCGAGCAGGGACCUCCUGAAGCCCUUCGGAUAUUGAGAGACCACUUUGUGCAGGAAGAUAUCAGAGAUAGAUCCCUUCAACAAAGGAAUUCGGAUAUAGAGCCACAGAAACCCCAGCCCGGCAACCCAUCGAAGUCUGAUGAGGACUUAGCACGGCAUAAAGGAAAUUUGCACGACUAUGCCUACUAUUUUCGCACAUCGGGCGGGUGGUCAAUGGUGCUCUAUGCAGGAGCGCUGGUUGUUGGGCUCUUCAGUGCGCAAUUCACCAGUCUUUGGGUUCAGUGGUGGGCGGAGACAAGUGAGAUGAAUCCCUUCGCACAGCUGGCGCAGUAUAUUGGCGUUUAUACCCUCUUAGCAGUGGCGGCGGCAGCCCUCUGGGCCUAUUGCAUUCGACUCCAUGAGCACCUGGUCACCAAAGUCAAAGACGCACCGCUAUACUGGCAUACAUCCACCGACACGGGGGUCAUCCUCAACCGCUCCAGCCAAGACAUGACAAUGAUAGACCGGUCGCUCCCAGCGGACUUCUCGAAGACAUCCAACUACCUCGUUCAGUGUGUCAUCAGCGUGGCUUCCAUUUGUGUCGGAGCCAAAUACAUGGCCACACUGAUCCCUAUCACCGUGUUCGUCAUUUACUGGAUCCAGAAAUUCUAUCUUCGCUCGUCGCGGCAGCUCUGUCAUCUCGAAUUAGAAGCCAAGUCGCCACUGUAUACCCAAUUCACCGAGACCCUUAGCGGCCUUAUCACUAUCCGUGCCUUUGGAUGGCGGGAUAGCCUUCAGGCGGAGCAUAGGGAUCUGCUUCAGGACUCCCAGCGACCGUACUACUUCCUGUUCGUCAUUCAACGCUGGUUGACCCUCGUGCUAGAUCUGCUUGUCGCGGCUCUGGCAGUCAUGUUGGCUGUUUUCGCAGUCUUUGUGCCUAACAUAGGCCCCAUCGGAGUCUCGCUGAUAUCCCUCAUCACAUUCAACGAACAACUCGCCGAGCUUAUCAACUGCUGGACGUCUCUAGACACCAGUAUAGGCGCCAUAAAUCGGAUCCAAAACUUUGGAAAGGUCCCCACCGAGAACCUUCCUCAAGAAACCCAGACCCCGCCGCUUACCUGGCCAUCUGAAGGAUCGAUCGUCUUUCAGAAUGCGACCAUGGCUUACGCACCAACCGCGUCCCCCAUUCUCCGGAAUAUAGCACUAAGCAUCCCCGCCGGUUCCAAGCUAGGCAUCUGCGGCCGCACUGGCAGCGGUAAAAGCUCUCUCGUUCUAGCUCUCCUUCGCAUGAUCGAGAUUCAAAGCGGGGACAUAAGUAUCGAUGGCGUGAGUCUGCAAUCCUGUCCGCGUGAUAGCAUCCGCAGCAAGAUCACCGUGAUACCCCAAGAGCCCGUUCUAUUCCCCGGGACGAUCCGAGAGAACAUCACCACGUUCCAGACCAUGGAUGACGAUCGGGUGCUCCGUGCUUCGGAGAAGGUCCAGCUUCGAGAGUAUGUCGCAACCCACGGUGGUCUUGACAAGGGUAUAGAGGACUUGCCGUUGUCGGCGGGCCAGAAGCAGCUGCUUUGUUUGGCGCGGGCUAUCGUCUCGAAACAGAAGAUUCUCUUGCUGGAUGAGGUGACGAGUCACGUAGAUGAUGAGACAGACCGGGUCAUGCAGCGGGUUGCUCAGGAGGAGUUUCGCGGAUGUACUGUCGUUGCGGUUGCGCAUCGGGUGCACAUUUUGGUGGAUUAUGAUCGGAUUGCGGUGCUCGAGGAUGGUCGGGUGGUAGAGUAUGAUGCGCCGGCGGCGUUGCUUGGGCGUCCGGGGUCGGUGUUUGGGCGGUUGUAUGAUCAGACGCGAUCUUUGAGGCAUUAA